Pocillopora damicornis (cauliflower coral) is the source of this 3235-nucleotide messenger RNA. RefSeq names its product glycerol-3-phosphate dehydrogenase, mitochondrial. Gene Ontology annotation, biological process: glycerol-3-phosphate metabolic process. NCBI's taxonomy places the organism in Eukaryota, Metazoa, Cnidaria, Anthozoa, Scleractinia, Pocilloporidae. Gene Ontology annotation, molecular function: calcium ion binding; glycerol-3-phosphate dehydrogenase (quinone) activity. Gene Ontology annotation, cellular component: mitochondrion. The record is from RefSeq and is a predicted model, not a curated record.
CAUUUCAGUUCUUGAUGUUAAAAACUUAACUUUAUUCGUCUCUUGAAGGGUGUCGUUUCAUCCCUCUUGAACCGGAAAUUAAUAUACCCUUAAUAUUUGUUUAAAAUCAAAAUCUUGUGUUUGGUAUUUGGAGCUCUACUUCUCAGCAAACGGGGGAGUUACAAUCUCUUAUUGGAAGAGAUUGUGAAUGAACGAAAACCAUUUGUGUCACUGAACAAGAUCGAACACAAUUUGGCUGGCUGUCGGCUUUUAGGAAAAUUAAGUUAUUGUUGCUCUUCUGUUUGUUGUUUAAUAACUUGAAAAACAACAGGUUCUUCAGCUUGUUUGGUGAUGUCCUACGUUCGUAUUCUGGGUGGAACAGCAGCAGUUAGCUGCAGUCUUUAUGCAUAUUACAGAUUUCGUGACAAUGGAAGACAGAAUCCUCUGCUGUCAGUGUCUGCAGCAGAGUCAGGUGUGGCUCAGAGACCAAACAAUCCAUUGCCAUCCAGAUCAGUCCAAAUUGACUCCUUGAAGAACACACCAGAAUUUGAUGUUUUAGUGAUUGGAGGAGGUGCCACUGGAUGUGGGGUGGCUCUGGAUUCUGUCACCAGAGGGUUAAGUACAGCUUUGGUGGAAAUGGAUGACUUUUCAUCUGGAACAAGCAGCCGCAGUACCAAAUUGAUUCAUGGAGGAGUACGCUAUCUACAGAAAGCUAUCAUGAAGCUAGACAGAGAGCAGUAUCGUCUAGUAAAAGAAGCAUUACAUGAAAGAGCAAACCUGUUGGCUAUUGCUCCACACUUGUCUGCACCAUUACCAAUCAUGUUACCUGUCUACAGGUGGUGGCAGCUUCCUUACUUCUGGGCUGGACUUAAGAUGUAUGAUCUUGUCUCGGGGAGACAGCUUCUCAAGAGUAGCUACGUUGUUGGGAAGCAGAGGGCCUUGGAACUUUUUCCAAUGCUCAAGAAAGAGAAAUUGUGUGGUGCUAUUAUCUAUUACGAUGGGCAGCACAAUGAUGCAAGAAUGAAUCUUGCUAUUGGCCUGACAGCUGUCAGGCAUGGAGCAUCAGCUGCCAACCAUGUGGAGGUCCUGUCUCUUCUUAAACAGAAGGUGGAAGGUGCUGAGGAAGAAAGAGUUUGUGGAGCUCAUGUAAGAGAUUUGAUUUCUGGAGAAGAAUUUGACAUAAAGGCUAAAUGUGUUGUGAAUGCAACUGGUCCUUUCACUGAUGCCAUCAGGAAGAUGGAUGAACCAGCGGAAAAAAACAUUUGUCAGCCAAGUGCAGGAGUACAUAUUGUCCUUCCUGAAUAUUACAGUCCAUCGGACAUGGGACUUCUAGACCCUGCCACAAGCGAUGGGCGUGUCAUUUUUUUCCUCCCAUGGGAAGGAAAGACGAUAGCAGGCACUACUGAUACACCAACAGAACUGUCGUUCAACCCCUUACCAAAAGAGGCCGAGAUACAGUUUAUUCUGAGUGAGAUAAGACACUACCUGAGCCCAGACGUUGACGUUCGCCGUGGUGAUGUACUAGCGGCCUGGAGCGGGAUUCGGCCCUUGGUCAUCGAUCCCAACUCCAAAAACACAGAAUCCAUCGCUCGAAACCAUCUGAUUCUUGUCAGCAAAAGUGGACUGGUGACUAUUGCCGGCGGCAAAUGGACAACUUACCGAUCCAUGGCUGUGGACACGAUGGAGGCUGCUAUAAAGGCGUGUGGGCUCAAACCAGCCAGAGAGUGUCAAACAGAUGGACUUUUUCUCGAGGGAGGGGAAGGUUAUUCACCGAAUGACUUUAUACGACUUGUGCAGGACUUUGGUCUCGAAGUGGAGAUUGCCAAACAUCUCUCCCACACUUACGGCAACAAAGCACCAGAAGUAGCCAAGCUUGCCAACAUAACUGGACGUCGGUGGCCAGUCGUGGGGAAACGCCUUUUGGAGCAAUUCCCGUACAUUGAAGCAGAAAUUAAAUAUGCCGUGCAGGAAUAUGCGUGUACGGUGGUUGAUUUUCUCGCCCGAAGAACGCGUCUAGCGUUUUUAAACGCGCAAGCUGCCGCGGACGCCAUUCCGAAGAUUGCCGAUAUCAUGGCGAAGGAACUGAAGUGGUCCAAAGCCAAGAAAGAGGCUGAGAUAGCAGACGCUAACAAGUUUCUCGAAGCCAUGGGAUUAGAGGUUCUUGACCACGUCCGACGCGUGGAGGUCAAUUUCAACAACGACGAAAUCAAAGAAUACGAGAAAAUUUUCCAAAAAGCCAACAAAUCAAAGCGGGGGUGUGUGACCUCGGUCGACUUAAGGAACAUGCUGAAAGCUAUGGGUGAAGAUGUGUCAGAGGAACAUCUUCAUGAAGUCAUAGCAGAGGUGGAUACCAACAGAAACUCGUGUGUCGAACUGGAUGAGUUUUUGCAGGUCAUGAGUGCUAUCAAGACUGGAGCAGUCGCCAACAAUCGGUUUGCCGUCAUUAUAGACCGCCAUCAUAAACACUUGACACGUGAGAUUCCCGUGGAUCGUAGCGGCGGCGGACUAUGACGUGGUCAGUCAAUUAUUUGAGCCAGAGCGCCUUUUUUGGCGCCCAUUUGCCACGCGAUUCAUUACUGACCAAUCACUUUUGUGGUAAAUUACGGUGACUGCGUAAAUAUUUAGCCAAUCAUUAACGGGUUUUUUCCUUCCCUGAAGUACUGAGAAAAUUACUUAACUGGAAAAAUUGGAGGUUUAAUCAAAUUACUUGAGCAAAGGGAAUGAAAAAAACGUCAUGUAUUGAAUCCAUUCUUACUAUAUGCUAUAUUAGUUACCAGUCUAUCCACAACGUCACACUGAAUUGUUUAUAGUUUCCAAAUGAGAAUAAGAACUCGUAUGACGUAACCACUUUUCUCGUUAACCCGUUUGAAGUGUAAAAGUGGAUGUAGACUUUCGGUAACACAAGGGAGGGGAAAAAUUGUCUUGUUUCUGAACAAUAACAAGAAGAGUUUUUUCGAUUUAAUUGUAAUGUUAUUAAUUAAUCAUGUUAUUAUCAAUAAAUUAAUAGCAAUGCUACUUUGCUAGUAACACGCGAUUCUCGCCUCCUAAUAGCACAUUCGGAGUAAUGAAGCAUCGAACGGCUAAGCACACUUUUUUUCUUUUCCUAUGAUUUGUCGCUUUUACUUCGUCAAAAUAUGCUUGUACAUGCAUAGACUAUUAAUAGCAAUAAGUAAAAGUUUAUAGGUACGUGAAACGACGCUAAGCCACUAUUUGUAUCCUAGUGGUAACAAUAAAAAUGUGUGUAUUUUUUGUUUAA